AUUUGGUGGUCUUACCACUGUUUUAACUGUAACUUCGUUUGUCCUAUGAUGUUCUCAACAACUGAAACAUUAAUACCUCUCACUGUGCACCUGCAGCUUCCUUCUAACAGGUCUCGGCUGUGGCUGUGCUUAAAUUAACUCUGGCUGGAGCUGAUCACCCUCUCUCCCCCGUGCAUGCUACCAUGUUGCUCAUUUUGUUGAAUAUAAACACAGAUUUUUGGAAUCAAGAACUGUAUCUUUUUCCAUCAUUUGAAGAUCCCCUGUUCUGGGGACAUCCAUGAUGACAGGAAAACAUCAGGCAUUCUUGACCAUUUGUACAUAAAGCACCACCUGCACAUACCUUCUCCUGAACCAACCUCUCCCAGAGGACAGAGAGGCAAGGCAGCCCACAUGCCCAAAUAGACACUGCUUUUACAAAUGUGGAGGAAAGGGAAGUUCCGUUGUGACUUCUUCACACUACCUGUUGUAAAUGAAAAACUUACUCCCUGGAUUGCAUUUUGCAGUCCAGUGAGAGGUCUGGUAACUUUAGGCCUGUAUGUGCUGCAACAACUGUGAUGUAUCUCAGUUGGAUUUUAAACUGCGGAUUUUUGCUCUUGGAAUGUUACAUGUUCCCAUGUUAGUGUACCUCCGUCUGCAGGUGGAACAGCUGUCUGUUCCCACCCUGCUGUGUGAGGGUAACCCACCAAGUGACUGCCAAGCGAGCCUGUGGCAGUGCAUUUUCUCUCCAGGCAGCUCCAAGAAUCAGCACGUAAUGGUUUGCCAUCUUUGCAGGCCUGUGGAGUUAGUUUCUGAUGGAUCAUCUUGUGUCAGCCGUGCACUCGAGUGCGCAGUGGGUGACUCAGCUGCCCACUGAGGCCUCGGUGCUGCUUUGAUCCUAGGGUUCAAAGAUUAUUGUGUGCAAGUUACUGUUUCCCCUCUUUUAAUCAUGCAGGGGUCUGUCUUGGCAGCUGGAAAAAAAAGGAGAUUUAAGCAGCCCCACUUCAGUGUGGAUGAGCAUGAGGCAGUGAAGGAAGCUGGGCCUUGUUCUUUGUGGAACGUCUAUAUCCUUCAUUUACUUUGUGCUACAAGGCAAUCUCAAACACAGUAUUGAGAAAGCUUGAGUUGAGGUAGAUGAUGAAUGUGGCAAGUUCAGGGUUCUGAUCUCACUAAAGUCACAAAUCUGGUGAUACCCGCAGCUCAGGCACCGUGCUGUUGGGCUGCUGUGGUUGAUUGCUAAUGGAGAUCCAGAGAUGCAGCAGAAAAUAAGUGGGCGUAAACACAGAUAAGCUCCCUCUGCCAUCACUGUUGAGGUUUUGUACCUGUCCUCACCCUCAUACCACCACAAUGGCAGUAGGGUGAUUGCCAGCACAACACAAAAUACCAAACUGAUCUUUUUUAUCUUGCUGCAUUAGAAAAGUAAGAGCAAUAGCUUGUACAGGCAUGAAAAAUCAGGUCAGAGAUUAGUUUAUCACAGCUGGCCAGGAGGCACCCAUGAGACGCAGGGAGGACAUGGCUGCUGGAGCCCCUCUUCCUCCAUGCUGUGCAUGGGUGGCACUGGGCAAAGGUCUGAAUAACGUAUUUCUUUGUGCUUGUGAGUGUGGGAGCAGAGGCAGGUAAAAUAAGCUGCUGCAGACAUUUUACAAAUGAAUGCCACCUCCCCCUUCUGUAAAAGCAUCUGCUCGGCUUUGCUACACAGGUUUCAUGGGCUUCACAUGAGCAGGAAGAGCCAAGUCUGCCAGGAGAGUUGCAUUUUUAAUGUUGCCGAAAUGCCCUGGGAGCGCGUCUCUGCGCAGCCUCCAGUGCAGAGGCUGUAGCUGCUUCCCGCGCCCCAGCCCCGAGGAGCCCAAACUGGUGCUGCCGGCAUAUUUUGACUUGAGUCCCAUGACAGAGCACUGGAUCUGGCAAACUGGAGCUGAGCCGUUGCCGGUUCCCUCAAUUAGGAAGGCUUCCUGACUUUUGUUUAAUCCCUCGCUUAUUAAUGGCGCUCACCUCUUUGAUCAAAGACCAGCACUGAUUUCAAUUAGGGUUGAGCAAGAACCCAGUGACAGGAAAGGCUGUAUCAGGAGGAGCAGCUGCUGUGCCCUGAAGGGUUUCUUCACCCUCAUGACCAAAAUCUAUAGUCAUAGGUGAAGCGUAGUUAUUCCAAACCAAGCUGGAGAAAGCUCUUGUAAUCCUUUGCUGGCAAAAUAGCUCUGCUGAAAUAAAAGCAGGCGGCACUGACUGCUUGGGGAGCUCCAGUUCUUCCCAUCUCGAGCACAGGGGAGGGACCAGGCCCUUCCUACAAAAGGGCGAAACCCGAAAAGAUAAGCCUUUUGGCUUCACUUUUGGACAACACUGUCGAGUGUGAUAUCGCUGGGAUCAUGUCUUCCUCCAUCAAAAUCGAGUCUGUUGUGAAGGAGAAGAACCGGAUGGGAGAGUGCCCAGUCUGGGAAGAAAGGGAGAAUGCACUUGUCUAUGUAGACAUCAACUCGCAGAAAGUUUGCCGCUGGAGCCCAGUCACCAAUGAGGUGCAGAGUGUGUCUGUGGAUGCCCGUGUCGGCUCAGUGGCACUGCGGCAGUGUGGGGGCUAUGUCAUCGCCCUGGGGACCAGGUUUGCCUUCCUGGACUGGGACACCCAGGCAGUCACCACCAUCCUCGAGCUCGAGCAAGAUAAACCCAACAACAGGUUCAAUGAUGGGAAAGUGGAUCCAAAGGGGAGGUUUUUUGCUGGUACGAUGGCUGAAGAGACGGCACCAGGGGUCCGAGCGAGGCGGCAAGGAGCUCUUUAUACCCUCUUCCCUGACCAUUCAGUAAUAAAACAGUUAGACCAGUUGGACAUCUCCAAUGGUCUGGACUGGUCCCUGGACCACAGGACCUUCUUUCACAUCGACAGCCUGUCAUAUGCUGUCCAUGCCUUCAGCUAUGACGUGCACACUGGAAAGAUCGCCUGCCCCAAACUUUUGUACCAUCUGGAAAAGGAGGAGCAAAUGCCAGACGGGAUGUGCAUAGAUGCGGAAGGGAAGCUCUGGGUGGCCUGUAUUGAUGGCGGCAGAGUCAUUCGCAUAGACCCAGAGACAGGAAAAAGAAUCCAAACUGUGAGGCUGCCUACUCCGAGGAUCACCUCUUGCUGCUUCGGUGGAAAAGACUACUCAGAAAUGUAUGUGACUUCUGCAUAUGAUGGACUGGACGAGGCCACCUUAGCCAAGGAACCUCACGCAGGAGAGAUUUUCAAGAUAACAGGCCUGGGUGUGAAAGGGAUCCCACAGAAUCUCUAUGCUGCUUGAACCUUGACACUAAACAGCAAAGAAGAAAUGCUUCCAUCUUGCAGCAGCUCUGACUAGGAGAAGUCAAAUGAACUACAGAAUUUAUUUGUGUGAGGAUUUCUAAGCCCACAUUUGUGAGUGUGCAUGUUUGGAGUUGAAGAUAUUUCUUCUUCUGUGGGCCUAUGGCUUGCUGCAAUAGGUUAGAGAGGUAAAGUUAAUCUGUGUUACACCUUGAUAGCUUUUGUGACUUACCCUAAACCUCUUAGUGCUCAAGUGUAGUUUUGUUGAACUUUCUGAUGACCAGCUCUGGAAUUUCAAGUCUGUGCAGUUCCCAAAGCAGAAUCUGACUCCUCAUGUUACAGUGAUAUACCAGCAAUGAUACAGCAGAUUCAGCAGAUUUUAAUAAACAUUUUAAAAGUGG
This is a messenger RNA of Corvus hawaiiensis (hawaiian crow), 3642 nucleotides long. Its product is annotated as regucalcin-like. Gene Ontology annotation, molecular function: calcium ion binding; enzyme regulator activity; gluconolactonase activity. Gene Ontology annotation, biological process: L-ascorbic acid biosynthetic process. The transcript has 7 exons. Lineage: Eukaryota; Metazoa; Chordata; Aves; Passeriformes; Corvidae. The record is from RefSeq and is a predicted model, not a curated record. The coding region runs from base 2340 to 3242 and encodes 300 amino acids.